Molecule: messenger RNA, 1204 nt
Organism: Galendromus occidentalis (western predatory mite)
Lineage: Eukaryota; Metazoa; Arthropoda; Arachnida; Mesostigmata; Phytoseiidae
Gene: Vps36
Product: vacuolar protein sorting 36
Exons: 3
Coding region: 5-1054 (349 amino acids)
Biological process (GO): protein transport to vacuole involved in ubiquitin-dependent protein catabolic process via the multivesicular body sorting pathway
Cellular component (GO): ESCRT II complex; late endosome membrane
Molecular function (GO): ubiquitin binding; phosphatidylinositol-3-phosphate binding
Source: RefSeq, a predicted model, not a curated record
CAUAAUGUCUUUCGGCGAGUUCUGGUUCGGAACGGCCGAUGUUCUCUUACCCAUGGAACGCGUGAUCGGUGUUGCCGAAGGAGUGGCACUAUACGAGGAGAAACAGAUAAUUUUCGAGAAAGGCCAACUGAAGCUCACCAACCAAAGACUCAUCUUCGUCGGUGCUCAAGUAUAUUUCAUGAAUCUCGACCGGAUCUUGAAAGUCUCCUUCGAUGCGGGGUCGUGGACGAAAAGUGAGAAAAUCCUCGUUGCUGUCAGCUCCGAUUUGACGUUCCGACUCUCAUUCCGCGCGGGAGGCUGUAAAGAAGUGCUGACCAAACUAGAAGCCGCUCUCAGAGCUAAAGAAUGGUGCUACGGAGUUGCUCGGAAAGGCUACGGUAUCGGAGUCGGUGGCAUACAGAAAAAACUUCAGAUGCAAGCGCAACAAACCGAGCUCCAUAUAUCAUCGGCGUUCGAAGACCUCUCGAACCUAAUGGCCUCGGCGAAAGAGAUGGUCGAGCUUUCUCAGAGACUCAUGUUGAAAUCUAAAGACAAGGGCCUGACCGAUGACGAGACAGCUCAGUUUCGAAGUCAGCUCCUAUCGAUCGGUCUGCAGAAUUCUGAGGGGCCGGCGAACCCUUCGGACAAUCAGCUCCAGCAGGAAAUCGGUCGAGUACUCCUCCCAGCUGUCGAAGCCUCAUCGGGCAUCAUCUCUCUGACUGAGGCAUAUUGUCGAGUGAACAGAGCUCGCGGUUUGAAGCUCUUGUCGCCGGAGGAUUUGCUGGCGGCGCUAGAAGGCAUGCGACACCCAGUGAAAUUGUACACGUUCGCCUCCGGCUUACGGGUUGUACAAUUAUCGAGUCUCGACGAAGUCGCCUGGAUGGACAAGAUUGUGAGCUUGCUGGAAGAGACAGGGUGUCUCGGCGCCGAACAGCUCGCGACUCGCUUGAAGACGUCGGCAGUUCUCGCACUCGAGCGACUUCUGCAAGUCGAGGCGGAUUCACGAGCUUGUCGGGACGAAAGCAUCAAUGGAUUAGUAUUCUAUCCGAAUAAGUUCCUCACGGGAGCGAGCUGAGUGAGCGUUGAUGUCUGAAAAACGGUGCUGAUCCGGGAAUGCCAGAACUCACCUUCAUGAGUUUGCUGUGGCAGUAGGACUCGUGAAAGAUCGGAGGCCGCUCUUGUAUAUUGAACUCGUUCCCGGAAAAAUAAAUAGCGAGGAUUUGAG